This is a messenger RNA of Mesorhabditis spiculigera, 243 nucleotides long. The record is from the annotation of a GenBank genome assembly. NCBI's taxonomy places the organism in Eukaryota, Metazoa, Nematoda, Chromadorea, Rhabditida, Rhabditidae.
AUGUCGCAUAGUGGAUCGGAUUGGGCUAAAGAUAAAAACGAGGAGGAUCGCGUUGAAAAGUUGAUCAAGAAGUCUGGUUGCUGGGACGGCCAUAUUGCCGUUGUUGAUUGUAUGGGAGAUAAGCGUGACUGGAGACAGUGCCAAGAACAGCUUACCAACUUCCGUACCUGCAUGACCAAGAACUACUUGGACAAGAAGCGUGCUGAAGACGAAUUCUUGGCUCAACUUGAAGGAAAGAAGAAA